Neogale vison (American mink) is the source of this 221-nucleotide messenger RNA. RefSeq names its product 60S ribosomal protein L39-like. Gene Ontology annotation, biological process: translation. Gene Ontology annotation, cellular component: ribosome; cytosolic large ribosomal subunit. The transcript has a single exon. The record is from RefSeq and is a predicted model, not a curated record. Lineage: Eukaryota; Metazoa; Chordata; Mammalia; Carnivora; Mustelidae. Gene Ontology annotation, molecular function: structural constituent of ribosome. The coding region runs from base 51 to 206 and encodes 51 amino acids.
UUCUCUUUUUCGCCGCCAUCCUGCUGUGUGCUGCGCGCUGUUAAUUGACCAUGUCUUCUCACAAGACUUUCAGGAUCAAGCGAUUCCUGGCCAAGAAACAAAAGCAGAAUCAUCCCAUUCCCCAGUGGAUUUGGAUGAAAACUGGUAAUAAAAUCAGGUGCAACUCCAAGAGGAGGCACUGGAGGAGAACCAAGCUGUGUCUCUAAGGUGUCCCACAUCAC